Bursaphelenchus okinawaensis is the source of this 15744-nucleotide messenger RNA. Lineage: Eukaryota; Metazoa; Nematoda; Chromadorea; Rhabditida; Aphelenchoididae. The record is from the annotation of a GenBank genome assembly.
AUGGCCAAUGCCGCCGCCACCACUCGAUCUGAACCCAAAAAUGCAACAUCACAAGGGUAAGCCUUAAAAAUUUUUUUUAAUUUUGAAAUUUCUGUUUGUUUUUUAGCCUUAGCCUGAUCUUUAGCCUUAGGCUAUUUCACUUUAGGCUUAAGCACACGUUUUAGGUUUAGGCUUACGUAACUUUAGGCUUAGGCACUCAUUUUAAGCUUAGACUUGGCCUUAGCUUUAGCCUUAGCCUUAGUCUUAGCCUGAGCCUGAGCCUUAGCCUUAGGUCUCGUAGUUUUAACUUUCCUAUAUCUAGUUCUUCUAGCUCUCCUAGCAAUAGUCUUUGUAUCUAUAGCUCUCUUGGUCCUCUUAGUUCUCCUACCUCCCCUAUCUCUGGCUUUUCUUUGAGCUAAACAUAGGUAACCAACUCAAGAGCCAAUCUAAACAAGAUAAUACAAAAUUUUUUACCAAAAGUCUUUUUAACUUCCGGCCGAGCCAAUUGUUUUAUCACAAGAAAAGGUGGACGAAAAAAGUCACCAAAAGCCCUCAGGUAAAGAAGCUUCUCCGAUUUCUCGAAAAAACGACAGCUGAUUUUUCGGUCCACAAAAAACAUAAAAAAGAGCUUGAACGUGGAUUGGCAUUCUUUUUAUGAUUGCAGCGAAUUUAUAUUAUACUAGGGACAUUGAUGUUGUUCUAGAAGCGUUUUUUAUUAAAUACAUUGUAAUUGAGCUUUUUUUUAUAUUUUUAUAUUGUUCUAGAGAUAUUUUACUGGAUUUCUUUCUGUAAUCAAAGGCGAUAUUUAAAUUUUUUGAUUUUUUAUACCUAAAAUUUUGGAAAAUUUGGCGAUUUUUCCACUUUUAGGCUUAUAUUUCGAAUAUUUUAUAGCUAUUAAGCCUAAUUCUUACAAGAUUAAAAGCGGUAUUAUCUUGUGAAUUAUUGUACAAUCAUAAUUUCACAAUUUUGAAAUAACAUUGUAUCAAAAAUGGCAUCAAAAUGAGGUUUGUUUCCUAAGAAUCCCGUGGACAGAAAAGUCUUGUCGUCAAUUUAUAUUGUUUUUCAGGGUAUAAAGCGACAAAACUUUUUAGAAAAUUAAAUAUUUUGUGUAAGACGAUAUGGUUUUUAAAUUUUUUAAAAAUUUAAAAGUUAAGUUUUUUUUGAAAUUUUAAAAAUUAAAUUUCUUUAAAUUUAAAAAUAAUUGUUUUUAAAUUUUGAAACUUUUUUUAGUUACUCCUCAGUGAGUUUCAAUCGACCGACCGGCUCGGGGAUCGCCUUUAGAUCCAGUCGAUUAUUGGCGGCGGCUUCAUCAAAGCCAACAACGUCAUCAUAUACACCACGAUCUUCGCUGGCUUCGAAAUUCGCUGCACGAGACACUAAUAAGCCUUCCACAUCGAGUUAUGGUACUAAUAAGGACUAUGGGAGUGCGGUAGGAUUACUGUACUUUUUGAAAUUUUUGAAUUUUUUUUAAAUUUAGGUCAAAAAGUUUAUAGGGAGGUUUUUUUAAAUCAAUAAAUUUUAUUUUUAAUUUCAGAGCCGCUCAAUAUCAGAAUCGACUCGACCAUCUUCACGAGCUUCGACUUUAAGCAUCUCUUUCACGAAUAAGUUACCCGAAAGUCCUAGAAAAGCGACUGGUACACUGACGACAAACUUUAAAUCUUCAGACCCGUUAAGCUCUAGUAGGAUCGGUACUACUAGUACUAGUAGGACUAUUGUUGGGAGUUCGGCUAGUGAUUAUUUGAGAUGUAAGUUUAGAUAAAAAUGCAAAAAUUUUGUUUUUAAAACGAAAAAUGACAAAAACUUUCUUUACAUGACAAAAAAUUGCAAGAACUUUCUUUACAAAACAAAAAAUAGCAAGAACUUACUUUACAAAACAAAAAAUGGCAAGAACUUUCUCUACAAGACUAAAAAUGGCAAAAACUUUCUUUACAGAACAAAAAAUGGCAAAAACUUUCUUUACAACUUUCAAAAUUUCAUUUUUUAAUUUCAGCACGUCGAAAACCAGAUGACAUAUCAUCAUCCACAAACCCUCGUUCACUUACCACAAAAUCAGCUGGAGUACCAGAAGUCAUAUCCAGGUUCGGCUCCAGAAGCCCGGCUUUUUUAGCUGGUGGAGUAGUCAGAGCUAGUGCACCAUCUUACAGUACUAGAUCUGGAAGGUUGAGUAGUACUGUAUCACCUACGGGCACCGCCAAGACAAAUACGAAUUUCAGAAGUACUACUAGUACCAGUUAUGGAUCUGGUACUAAUUACACCACUGGUACUACGAGGAAAGAGGAACGACCAUGGCGUGUCAGAAUGGCAGAGUCUAGUCGGCUAAGGAACUUGGACGCACCAACAAUAUCAUUUACGACAGCUGGUGGUGCAACUAGCAUCGUGACAAGGACUAGACCUACUAAUACUGAGAUAGCCAAGACUGCAGUGAAAGAAAGUACUCCAGUAUCAAGUAUUGGGCUCAGGAACUAUGAGAGCAAGGUAAGGUUAAGUUAACUUUAAAGCCAUGGCAGGUCUUAAGCCUAGUACUAGUUCUACCUAGCCUGGACCCUAAUCUUAACCUUACCUUUAGCCUAGCCUGAAGACUAGCUCUAGCACUACCUUCAGUCUAGCCUGAAUUCUAGUCCUAACCUUUCCUUUAGCCUAGCCUGAACCCUAGUCUUAGCCUUACCUUUAGUCUAGCCUGAACCUUAGCACUAGCCUUACCUUUAGCCUAGCUUGAAGACCAGCCCUUGCACUAUCUUUAGCUUAGCUCUAAUCCUAGUCCUAGCCCUACCUUUAGUAUAGCCUUAUACAACUAGACAUGAGAAAUGGACCGGGCCUGAAUUUUAGGCCCGGCCCGAUCGGAAUUUUGCUCAAGGGCGGCCCGGCCCGUUUCUCAUGUCUAUAUACAACAGUACGAUGUCUUACAGUAACAUACUGUAAACUUAUAUUUUUAGUUUUGCAACCGCUACUCAGCCUCCCCAGUAUCAUCAAUAGCAUCAUCGUAUUCACCGACCAGGUACCGUCAUAGUGUACCGGUUGGUCGAUUGUCGCGAAAUUCAUCUACUGCUUCUUCAACCCUGUCGCUAUUGUCCCAAGUCACGUCGCCUCGAUAUUUGUCACCAACGUUUGGUCAUGGUACUGUUGGUACGGCUAGGGCGAAUUCGGCUAUGACACGGUAAGGUUUUUUGGUUACUUUAGCUUUUGAGAUUGAUGGAAGGUACUGUAGCUUUAAAAUAUAAAUACAUUCAGUUUGGGGUUACUGUAGUUUAAAAAUAUAGAUUGUGUUUGGGAUUACUGUAGCUUCUCAUGUUUAUGGAAUGUACUGUAGCUUCUGAGCAGGGACGUCGUUUGGGGGGGGGGGUUUGGGGUGACUCCCCCCAGAGCCAAUCAGGAAAAGGUAGGGGCCUGUACGUGAAAAAACGAAAAAAAAAUUUUCGAAUAAUUGGUCCACAGUCCACCUCCCCCCCCCCCAGAGAAAAAUCGUAGCGACGUCCCUGCUUUUGAGGUUUAUGAAAGUUACUGUAGCUUUAACCUAAUUAUGGGUUACUGUAAUUUUAUAAUUUUUUGCUUUUUUUUAAAUUUUAUUUUGCUUUUUUGAAAUUUAUCCCGUUUUCCCUUUUUAUUUUUUUUUGUUUUAGAAGUUUGUAUACCCCAACUUCUUUUACCUCUACCUAUCGUCCAUCUUCUCGAAUGACCCAAUCUUAUACUGCAAGGUAAAAAGCUUAACAUUUGUUGUGAUUUUAACAAUUAUUUUUAGAAAAAUUUGUUUUUUUGGUCAAAAACGUUUUUCUUACCACACCCUACCCUAGUCUUAUCCUAGAUCUACCCUAGCCGUAUCCUCGCCCUACCCUAGUCCUACCUUACCUUAUAGUUAGCCUUACCAAGUCCUAUUCUUUGUUUCUCUACGCUACGCUUUCGCUCUCUUCUCUCUCGCUUUGCGCGUAACCCAGUCGAAAAACAACUCUCUCUUUUAUGGCUUUACCGCAAAUUUUACGUUUAUUCGAACUUGAAAGUUCCAAUAAAGGUUGGUAACUUAUCCAGCUCGUUUAUACGUGGCUAGUAAAAUAAAUUUUAGAAAGCUUGAUCUUUUAGGUUGGGCUGAUAAUCUCUGUUCUAGUAUUAGAUGCUGGCAUAAAGAACCCAUCAUACUUUUCUUUUCCUGUAAAAAAUGACGAGUUCUUUAUGUCGGCACCUUAUAGCUGCUACUAUAAUAUAAAAAAGUUAGGUGUAUAUCUUGGUAAGGUCUACAUUUUAGAUUGCUUUAAAAUUUUAUAGUAUUAAAAGAAAAAUUUUAUUUUUUUUAAAUUUUAGUGACUUUAAACGAAUGGGCGAAGGAACAAAAUGGACUCCAGUUGAACCGAAACCAAUCGUUGAAGAACGGAUGAGUCGAGAUCCGGAGAAGACACCUAAACGUGAGCGUUACUUAUUAUGGUUUUAUAUAAUGUAUUUUAGGCCUAAAAUUUUUUUCCAAAACUAAUUUUUUACAUUUUUACUUUUUGGUCAAAAAGUUUGUAGAAAAAGUAUUUUUUUCCGAUCAAAAAUUUCGUAGAAAAAACAUUUAUUUGGUCAAAAAGUUUGUAAAAAAAGCAUACUUUUUCGCUCAAAAAAUCAAUAAAAUUUGUUUUAGCCAGAAGUCGAAGUGUGUCAAAGAAGCGAAGAUCUCGAAGCCGGUCGGUAGCCAACGAACCUCCUCCAGCUACAUCAUCCGAUUCAGAAGGAGAAAAAGGGAAGCCGAUGCGACGAAAAAAGCUGCGGAGGAAGCCGUCGGCCACUAAUUUAGGUAUGAUUUUAAUUUUUUUUAAUUUUAAAGUUUUAAAAUUUUUAAAAUUUUUUUUGAAAUUUAAAUAUUAAAAUAUUUUUUUAAAUGUUUUUAAAAUUUAAAAUUGCAUGCCAAAACUUGUUGAAAGUAAAAAAAAGUCAUUUUUGAGGCCUCUGAUUGACAGUUUAUAAAAAGUUUUUCGAAUACGAAUAACAUUGUUUUAUGUGUCAUCUGGCUCUUUUCCAAAGUUAAAUGUCUUUUUAUUAUCAUAUUAUAAUAGGAUUUGGUUAUGAUAUUGAAAAAAUCAUCAUUUUUUGACACAUGCGGUUUUUUUAUCAUACCGGUCAAAAAGUUUGCAGAAAAAGUGAUUUUUGGCAUUUUGGUCAAUAAGUUUAUAGAAAAAUCGAUUUUUUAUUGAAUUUUGGUUUAGUAGGGCAGGAUAGAACAGAGAAUGACAAUAUAGCGUAAAGAAGGCUGGGCUAGUCAAUUUUAAAUCUGUUUUUAAAGUUUCUUGACCAAAUUUUGUUCAGGGCCGGGCCGGGCCGGUCCAUUUCUCAUGUCUAAAGCCAAGAUGUAAAAUUUUUGAAAAAGUUUAAAAUUUCAAAAAUCAAUUUUUUAAUUAUCGCAAAAACAAAUGGCUUGAUUGGACCUGAUAGUAAUCGUUAAUCAGGCCGAGAACGUGGCCACAGGUUGAAGAGCGGGCUGGCCACAGGUCAAAAGGAAACGCCCCGGUUUUUCCUUUGUUUCAAUCUUUUAUUAUCAUGGGAAGCUGGAAAACGACUUUUUUAGUUCAACUAUUGCUUGAUAUUAUACUUGGUAUUCAGGGGCAUUGAUCUGGUUUUACUUUUUUAAUAUUUCAAUUAGUUAGAUGGUGAAAUUAUGUUAGUUUUUUCGGUCAAAAAUUUCGCAGAAUGUUUAAAAAUUUUGAAAAAAAAUUUAUUUUCAUUUUUAACUGCAUUGUUCUAGGGGUGAGAAACGGCCCAGUUUUGAGGCCCAGCUUGAAUUUUUGUACGUGCAACAAACCUGGCAUUGAUUUUUAAGCCCGGCCUAAAUUUGGCAAGGCUGCUAUGAUCGUAGCGCUUGGCCUAAACGGCUUGUUAUGUAACUCUAAAUUCGUCAAAAAGUUUGUAGGAACGUUACUUUUUAUUGUUCUUAUAGCUUUGGUUAAAUAUUUUUUAAAAAACUUAAAAGUAUUCGCCCGACCAAGAGAUCAAGCCUUCCAAAAUUUACGUUACCGGCCACGUAUAAACGAGCUGGAUAAGAUACCAACCUUGAUUGGAACUUUAAAGUUCGAAGGAAACGUACAGUUUGCUUUAAGGUCAUGAAAGAGGCGCUUGUUUUUUGACUGGGUUACCCGCAAAACGAGAGAGGAGAGAGUGAAAGGGUGUGAUAGAGAAAGAAGGAAAAAUACAGACAGGUGUAUAUUGAACUAGCUAGUAGAUUAUUAAGAUUUUUAUACGAACUUAUUGACCGAAAUGACAUAAAUUCGGGUUUUGAUGAACGUUAUGAGCAAGAUAUUCAAAUUUUUCUUACUUUGUCUAUUUUGAAGCUGCAAAAAUGACUCGACAGUAUUAUUCUGUCACUGUUCGGAAAGGUAAAUUUUUAAAAAAUAAAAAAAUUUUAAAGUACGAAAUUUUAAAAAUUUUUCUAUGCAAACCUUUUUUAAAAUCCCCCCGCCCUCCCCCUUAAAAAACUUUCUUUACAAGACUCUUAAACGGAUCCAUCGUAUAACUUGGCAUUCGCAGGCUGCGAAACACAAAUUAUUGAGAAGUUUGUGUGAAAAUGGCAAUAAUUUUCUUUACGAUUUCAAAAACCGCAAGAACUUUCUUUCCAAAAUAAUUUUUUAAAACCGCAAGAACUUUCUUUUUAAAAUCAUUUUCAAAAUUGCAAGAACUUUCUUUCCAAAAUCAUUUAUCAAAAACAGCAAGAACUUUCUAUAAAAAAUCAUUUUUCAAAAACAGCAAGAACUUUAUUUACAAAUCAUUUUGAAAAACCGCAAGAACUUUCUUUCCAAAAUAAUUUUUAAAAACCGCAAGAACUUUCUUUCCAGAAUUAUUUUUAAAAUUGCAAGAACUUUCUUUACAAAAAUCAUUUUCAAAAACUGCAAGAAUUUUCUUUACAAAAAUUAUUUUCAAAAACCGCAAUAACUUUCUUUCCAAAAUCAUUUUCAAAAACUGCAAGAACUUUCUUUCCAAAACAAUACAUAAUAUGAUAAUUGAUUCACGCAUCUAUUUAUGCCGUAAUAAAUAUUCAUUACUUUGUAAUGGCAGAUGUUUUUGGUCGUGCCGUGUGGUGACGAUUGGCCAAACGAUGGACACAAGGCUUUUAUUUAGUUUUGAAAAAAGAAGUUUUGACACUUUUCGAUUCGAAAAGAUGGAUUUGCUUUUGGUUUUGGGCCAUUAAUUCUGGCAGAACAAGUAGUUUUGCUUUAAAAUGGCACAGCUUUUAAAACUUUGUUUGUAAAGAAAGUUUUUUCAGUUUAUGACAAUUGUUAUGGAAAGAAAGUUAUUGCUGUUUUUAAAAAAUGAUUUUGUAAAGAAAGUUCUUGCGGGCUUUAAAAACGAUUUUGGAAAGAAAGUUCUUGCGGUUUUUAAAAAUGAUUUUUGGAAAGAAAGUUCUUGCGGUUUUUCAAAAUGAUUUGUAAAUAAAGUUCUUGCUGUUUUUGAAAAAUGAUUUUUUAUAGAAAGUUCUUGCUGUUUUUGAUAAAUGAUUUUGGAAAGAAAGUUCUUGCGGGUUCUAAAAAUGAUAUUGUAAAUAAAGUUCUUACGGAUUCUCAAAAUGAUUUUGUGAAGAAAGUUUUUGCGGUUAUUUGUUUCGCACUGUGCAAUGCAUUUUAUUUUUUUUGCACUGUGCAAUCAGCUUUUCAGUGGAAAAAAGUGACUGCACGGUCCAAUCGGCUUUCCAAUAGAAAAAACUGACUGCACGGUGCAAUCGGCUUUUCAAUAAAAAAAAGUGACUGCACGGUGCAAAAUUUAAAAAACUAAAAAAAACUAUUUAAAAAAUGCAAAAUCACAAAAAAUUAAAUUUUUAUGGUUACUGAAAUAUUACUGUACUUUCAGCCCCAACAUUUGCGACCAAAACGACGCCCAAGCCUGUUUCAAAUCAAAAAACUAAAGUUAAAAUGCCAGCCAAUUUCGAAGGAUCAGUUCAAAAUUCAUUGAACGACAAGCCAGAAACGAUUACUGCUAAGACAGUACCAUUGGUACAAGCUGAUGCGCCUAAUGUAAGUUUUUGUAUUUGUGAUGGUGACUUGGUAAUACUAAUAUAAUAGUACUCUUUGAAAUGUGCACGGUAGGGUAGGGUGGGGUAGGGGACGGUAGUCAAGGGGAAGGUAGGGUAGCGUAAAAAGCCUUUUUUUUAAUUAGGGCAGGGCUGUGGAAAGAGAUGAAUCAAAAUUGGAUAUGGCAGGAUAGGGUAGAAUAUAGUAGGAUAGGAUAGGGAAGGGUGCGGUAGGGUUCGGUAUUUUAGGGUAGGGCAGGGUAGGAUGCGAUACGAUUGGUUAGGUAAGGAAAGGUAGGGUAGGAUAUUGUAUAGUAGGGUAGGGUAAUGUAGGAUGCGAUAGCGUAGGGUAGGGUAGGUUACGGUAGGGUUCGGUAGGGUAAGGUAUUUUAGGCUAGGGGGGCAGGGUAAAGUAUGAAGCACCAGGCUACUAAAACAUGAAAUUAUGAACUCAAAACUGACUAACAUCCUUAAUAUCAGACUUGACUUUGUAAAAACUUACUAUGCUUUGAUUUACAGAGCGGCUGGAAGUGUCGGCAGCUAAAACCACCCAAAACUGUUCAAUUUAUUCCGUUUUGUCUUGAAAUUAGAGGUUAGACACGGUGUGAAAACGUUGAUUGUCUUGUGUUUGUCUGGUUUUGUUGCCAUUGUUGCUUUAGUUGCUUACUUCCCUCUGUUGCUUUGGUUGUCUUAAAAUAAGCUUAGCUUAAAAUUUAUGCAAAUUUUUAGGUUCAUAAUAAAAAAGCCUAGGUUUGAGUCAAGUUUUAGCCUAAAAAUUUUGUACUGCUUAAUCUGUACUGCAUUUUCUUUAAAAAUUUUUAAAAAUUUAAAAUUUAAAAAAGUUUAAAAAUUUCAAUUUUUCAGAAAACUAACGGAGAAUUUCACGCUGUAACCACCUUCAAACCAGCUACAGUAUUAAAGAAAAAGAAGGUUCUAGAAGAGACUUCAAACAAACCGGUACCAGGAUCGUGGAAUAAUGAUAACGAGGUUAAUAUCAGCUGCAAUAAGAGCUUGAUUAGGUAGGUGUUCAAUCAGAAAGCUGAAAAUUGAACCCUACCCUACCCUACCCUACCCUACCCUACCCUACCCUACCCUACCCUACCCUACCCUACCCUACCCUACCCUACCCUACCCUACCCUACCCUACCCUACCCUACCCUACCCUACCCUACCCUACCCUACCCUACCCUACCCUACCCUACCCUACCCUACCCUACCCUACCCUACCCUACCCUACCCUACCCUACCUUACCCUACCCUACCCUACCCUACCCUACCCUACCCUAUCCUACCCUACUGUACCCUACCCUACCCUACCCUACCCUACCCUACCCUACCCUACCCUACCCUACCUUACCCUACCCUACCCUACCCUACCCCACCCUAGUCUAUCUUAUACUACACUACCGUAUAUUACCUUAUACUACACUACCGUAUACUACCUUACUCUACCUUACCUUUUACUACAUUAUCUUACCUUAUACUACCUUACUCUACAUUAUACUACCUUAUACUAAUUUAUACUGUUAUAUCCUACCUUAUAAUAUAAUACCCUGACCAAUAUUGUUUUAGAAAAGAACCCAAAGUGCAUAUCGAAAUAGUGAUGAAGCAUAUUCCACAUGCCAAAGCGGCCAACGCUUACUUCAAAGCUCAGAAAAAGAAGCGAAUUGUGGUUAUGAGUAGGAAUAAGAUUGUCAAUGCCACCUUCAUGAAGCCGAAAAUGCAUAACCAGACUGCUUUGAUUACUCUUAAGGAUAAGCAGUGUGUUACUUCAAAAUUUUUAAUGUUUUGAAAUUUAAAAUUUUUAAAAAUUUGUGUAAGCUUGGCUUAAAAAAUAAUUUAGUGCGGUCCAAAAGUCCGUAGCCAAGCUAAGCCUAAAGGAACCGAAAAAGGCGAUAAAAUCAGUGGAAAAGAACAUCAAUGAGCAUAUUGUCAAGAACAAGCAGAUGAAGCUGAAUGUGGAGAAGAAGUGGGUCGAAAAGAAACGGUAGGGUUACUGUGCUUACCUUUGUCAGCUUAGUUUUAAAAAAUAAAUUUUGGAAUUUUAAAUUUAUAUAUAUCGUCGGUAACAGACAAGUCAAAUAGAACUUCCGCUUGAGUCGUAGUUAUAUAUAUAUAUAUAUAUAAGAUACUUUAGUACGAUAACACAAAAGGCAACGUUAAGAUGCAAGGCAAUUGGAGAAAAGGUGAAGACAGUGAACAUGAACAUUCACAGAAAGCCAGAAGAAAAGAGUUGUAAUGUAAGUUUUGAACAUAUUCUGCAGUGGAACUCUUGUAUAACGAACGAUAACGAAAAUCCCGUAUAACGAACAACUUUUCAAUCCCCGUCUACCACUACACCGUGCUUUUAAAACUCCUGUAUAACGAAACUCCUUUAUAACAAACAAAUUUCAAGUCCCCAAGCGAUUCGUUAUACAGGAGUACCACUGUGUUACAGUUACCGAGUUUCUAAUUUUUAGUUUGAAAUUUGAAAAACUUUAAAAUAAAAAAUUGGCACUAAUGAUUUUAAAAAUUUCAGGGCACAGUACGAUUACCAGCUGUUAAAACCAGUGCUUCGGCUAAAUUGACAGUAUCAAUACCAAUGACGAUCGAUGUGAUUCUGGCCCAACCUCCAAAGAUUCUUUCACCUGAACGAAUCGAAUGGUCUGACGGUUUCUCAUCACCAGAGCUUUAUGAGGUAUGGUUGAGUUGAAUAUGAUGUUAAUAUAGACUUAUAAAGAGGCCAGGCCCAAUUGUCUGGCUCGGUCGACGGACUGUAAGCUUUUUGUUGGGUCUAUCUGAUACUAAUAGAUACAGAGUGUAAGGUAGGGUAGGGGGUAUGGUAUAAUAAAGUAAAGCAUGUUAGGGUAAGAUAGUUAUUGUAGAGCAUGGUACGGCAGGGUAGGAUGGGUAAGGGUAUGAUAGACGUAACUUUGUGGACCAGAGCCCAAACCAAGGUGAGGUCCUAGGGUAGGGUAGGGUAGGGUAGGGUAGGGUAGGGUAGGGUAGGGUAGGGUAGGGUAGGGUAGGGUAGGGUAGGGUAGGGUAGAGUAGGGUACGGUAGGGUAGAGCAGGGUAGUGUUUGGUACAAUAGAGUAUGCUAGGAUACGGUACAAAAGUGUACUGUAAGGUAGGUAGGCCAAGUCACAGGCUAGGCUAUGCAUCUGAGCAAACCAUUCAUAUCCCUAGUUCAGCUCAAAAAACGAUUAGCGAGUUUUAAAAAGGUCAUGAAAGCGUAAACAUACGACCAUCUGUUGUCCAACCCAAUAGCUUAUCAAACGACAUUAGGCUUGUUUUAGGUAUAACUGCCCUCGGGACAUGUGUUUGAAUAUAGUUAUAGGUUUGUGAAAAGAAGACUGAUUUUACUAUCGGUCAAAAAGUAUAUAUAACUUGUUUUUAGGCUUAAUAACAUAGGUUUAAAAAUUGAUGGUUUCAAUUUGUAAUUUGUGUCAAUUAGAGUAUUAGCAAAGUUUGGCCAUAAAUCACACGAAUUCUUGUUAUUUUAAGACCGCCAGAGGGCGAUUUGCUUUUGCAAAGGCUCUCUUUUAUCCGCUGACAUUCCCCUUUCUCUCUUUUUGAUAUCAUUUGACUUGAUAUAGUUCGGGCUAAUAUUGUCUAUGGUUGAUAUUUUUUAAAAUUAGGUUUCAACUGAUGCUUGCGUCUUUUUAGGCUUAGCUACGCAUUUCGGGCUUAAGGUUAUCUAGUUUCAGGCUUAAUGACAUAUGCUAGGCUUAAGCACACAUUUUAGGUGUAGGGAUGUAUUUUAGGCUUAAGAUUACGUAAUUCUAGGCUUAAAGGCGUAUUUUAGGCUUAAGGUUACGCAACUUUAGAUGACGCAUACAUUUUAAGCUUAAGAUUACGUUAUUUUAGGCUUAAACACACAUUUUAGGUUUAGGCACUUAUUUUAGGAUCACGCUUACGCCAUUUUAGGCUUAGGUACACAUUUUAUGUUCAAACACAUAUUUUAGGCUUACGCACACAUUGAGGCUUAUGACUACGUAAUGUUAGGUUUAAGCACACAUUUUAGGCUUAGGUACGCAAUUCACGGUUAAGAUUUCGUAAUUUUAGGCUUGAGGACUUAUUUUAGGCUUAACCACAUAUUUUAGGCUUAAGCAGUCAUUUUAGGCUUACUAUUGCGUCGUUUUAAGCUUAGGCACGUAUUUGGGCUUACGCACAGAUUAGGCUUACGAUCACACGACUUUAGGCUGCUGCUCGAAUUUUAGGCUUAAGCUUACGUAACUUUAUAUUAGGUACGCAUUUUAGGCUUAAGCCCAUUCUUAUAAUUGCCGUUUUUUAUAAUCAAAUACUUUCGGUUCAUGGAAGUUGUAUGAGAUUGAUAAAAAGGCCAUUUCUCGUAUCACUCCUUGAUAUUCCCUCCGGCUGUAAAGUGCGGCUGUUUUGAAAAAUGUUUUUUGAGGGGGAUUCAUGAAGGCUCAGCCUGAAAUUCUUGACCAAUUGUUCACGCGACUUUAUAUUUUUACGGAUUUGGCACAUUUUUUAAAAAUUUUUAUGUUUUUGAGGGCUAUUGUGAUUUGUUUUUAUAUUGUAGUAGGGGUUGAGGUCAGGGCCGGGUGCGAGGGAAGGGGGGGGAGGAGCGAAGGCCUCCAAAAAAAUUUUUAAAAAGUUGAACGUGGUCCCCCCCCCCUGUGAAUUCCUGUGCCGAUUAUUUCGCCCCCCCCCCACUUUAGAGUAAAAGUCCCCGCCCGGCCGUGGUUUAGGUUAGAACGGAGUAGGGUAGGGUAGAAAAGGGUAGGAUAGGACGAAAAAGGACAUAAUUUAAAAUUUUUUUUAUUUUUGAGGACAAUUUGGACCUGGUGUAACACUAUAAUAAGGGUUGUGAUUAGAGCUGGGGCUAAGAGAGAGAAGGGGGGGGUAUACUUUUUUUUUAAAAUUUUUAAACAUUAUUGUAUAUUUAAUCAUCAAAACGUUUUUUAGGUAUUAAAAAAUUAGCCAAAAAUUUAAUUUUUAUAUUUUUCAGCGUGAACUUCACAUUCCACUACCACCUCAACACCAAGCUGGAGGACCGCUGGUGUUGCCCGAUCGGUCGAUUUUGGAAGAAUACGUUCGUCGGUAAGGGUUUUAAAGCUAUCUUAAACUUGUUAUGAAAUAUUUGGGAAAUUUGUUUUAGGCUUAUCAAAUUUAGCGUAGGUUUGCAAAAUCUAUUUUAGGCUUAUAACAUGUCUUUUUGGCUUAAAAAGUCAGUGUUAGGCUUAAAAAGUUGAGUUUAGGCUUUUUAAGUGAAAUUUAGGAUUUAAAAUUUUUCUAGGCUUAUAAUAUUUUUUAGGCUUACAAAUUUGAUUUCAGGCAUAGAAUGUAUAGCUGAGGCUUUUUGAGUAAAAUUUAGACUUAAAAACUCUAGGCUUAUCAAGGAUAGCUUAGGCUUACUUAAUCUAUUUUGGGCUUAUAAUACGUCUUUUGUUCUUAGAAAGAUGACGUUAUGCCAAGGAAGUUGAUUUUAGGCUUAUCAACGAAGCCUAGGUCUACAUAAUCUAUGUUAGGCUUAUAAUAUCGCUUUUAGGCUUAGAAUAUUUCUUCAGGCUUCGAAAGUUGAGUUUGGGCUUUGAAAUUUUAGUUCAGGUUUUUCAAUUAGAAUUUAGGCUUAAAAAUUUUGUUUUAGGCUUAUGAAAGUUAUUUAGCGGCUAUUAGGCAAGAUCAGGAAGUAUAGGUACAAUUUCAACUCAAAAAGUUCCAUUUUGGCACAAAUUCGAUAGUCUCGAAGGCUUCAAACUUUUUUUUCGCUUUUUUUUGACGGAAAGAACGUGAUCUUGUCAGGUUUUAUCAUCGUUUCAGCUGACUUUAACAGCACUUUAAAAAACGUUUUGAGUUCAAUUGUUUUCAACUCUUUCCCUGAUUUAUAUACGUUCUUAAACUGGACUACCUUAAUUUUUCAAAAAGUUUUAUUAGUGUCAUUUUUGAGGGUAAGGGGCAAGUUGUUUGGGGGGGGAUUUUCAAAAAAAAUUUUGCAAAAAAGUCGGCACAGGUAGCUCUGUGCCGUUUUUUUCGGACCCCUGCCCCGAGACCAAAAGUCUCCGCCCGGCCUUGCUAGUGUCAUUUUUGAGGGUAGGGGACAAGCUGCUGGGGCGACAGAGGAGGGGGGUUUUAAAUUCAUUUUUUGAAAAUAUAGUUUGAGUACUAUAUAGUACCAAAAUAGGGUAGAAAAUGAUAACGUAAGAGGGGUUAGGGUACAGUUGGGUAGGAUAGGCUAUGACGACAUGAGAAACGGGCCGGGCCGGCCUUGAGCAAAAUUUCGGCCAGGCCGCGCUUGAAAAAUGGGCUCGGCUUGUUUUUCAUGACUAACGGGUAGGAGCAGGGUUAGGUAAAUUUGGUUAAGGUAGGGUAGGAUAUGAUAAUUAAGGGUAGGGCCGGAUCGGGCAGGGCAUAGUAGUGUAGAGUAGGAUAGGAUCGGGUUUAGUAGGAAAGGGUAUGGUAGGAUAGAGUAGGGCAAGGCAAGGCAAGGCAAGGCAAGGCAAGGCAAGGCAAAGCAAAUCAAGCUCAGUUGAGCCCAGCCGAGCCGAGCUCAGCCAAGCCAAACCAAAAUAAACCAAGCCGAGCCAGCCAAGCCAAGCUAAGCUAAGCUAUGCCAAGCCAGGCAGUAAUGUUGUCACCUUCCUUUGGUCUUUAAAAAAUUUUAAACUUACUAAUUACAGAAAGCGUAACCACCUCGAAACAAUACGAACUUACAAUAGCCCUGUUGACGGUAUUCACGGUGAGUUUCUACCUUAUUUUGGGACAUUUUUAACAUUAUCUAUUAACUGAUAAUAAAUAAAUAAGUUAUAACAACUGUGUGCUCUAACCUCACCAACUUUUUUGUUUUUUACCACAACUUUUUGACCGUUUUUUAAUAAUUUUUCUGAUUUUAAAGUGUCCCGAACUGUUUGGUUGAAGCCCCAAAAACCGUCGUUUCUGCGAAUUUUCCCAAAACUUUGAAUUAUGGACAUUUUUGAGUAAUUUUUAACAUUUUUUUAAUUUUUUUUUUAUUUUGAAAUUUUUUGUUUUUAGGUAACAAAUUGUUCUAAAAGUACGUAGAAUUAACUUUUUCUCUAAACUUUUUGACCGAGUUAUUAAAAAUCAACUUUUAUGCAAAUUUUUGGAUCGAUAAGCUAAAAUUUUAAAUUUCUACGAACUUUUUGACCGAAAAUCUAUUUUUUUUAUUUUCUACGAACUUUUUGACCGGCAGAUCAAAAAUCAUAUUUUUCUAUAAACUUUUUGACCGGAAGCCCAAUUUUUUCAUUUUCUACGAACUUUUUGACCGACAGCCCAAAAAUCAUAUUUUCCAUAAACUUUUUGACCGAAAACCUAAUUUUUUCAUUUUCAGAAUCCGAAAUUGCGGCCCAACGGGCCGACUCCAAUAUGACCCCGCGGCCAAAUGACCCAGUCCAAGUUCAAGCACCCCGAAAAUCACCACUGCCGCCCCAGCCGCGCCUGCAAACCUACUCAAAGCAAUGUUACGGUAAGACGGGUUUUGAUGCUGGUUUUUUGAUUUUAGGUAACAAAAUUUUAAAAUUUAAAAUUUUUUGGGUACAAAAGUUUCGUCGUUUUUUAUUAUAGGGUGUAGUGUAAAUUGACGACAAAACUUUUUUUGUAAGUUUAAUGACAAUAAAAAAUGAAAAAAAAAUAUUUUGUGCUAGAAAAAGUUUUGUCGUUUUUUACAAUGUAAUAUAAUGUAAUUUGACGACAAGACUUUUUUUAGCUUGAAGAAAAUGAUUUUUUUGAAAUUUUAAAAGUUUUUAUGCUUUAAAAUGCAUUUUUAAACAAAUUUUGUUAACCACAAAAAAUCUUCUUCAGCAAGACCUCAGACCCAACCGGUGCCAACCGGCUUCAGCCAAUGA